AAGACCUAACAUUCUGGCCUGUGAUACUAUUAAAUUAUAUCAGGCUACCGGUGAUUAUACGCGCGUGGAUGGAUUAUUCCCAAAAGAGGAAUCCUUGAUUGCGUUGCGGUGAAUAUUUUGAAAAUAUCUCGAGUGCCAAAGUGACGUUUCAGUGACAAUCCGUGCAUGCGGCGUAAAAGGUAAACAACAAACGUUCCAAAGUGUGCGCUCGUCUUUGCCGAUAAAUCGCGAAAUGCCGCUCAUUAUUAUCACCGGAUUGCCAGCCAGUGGAAAAACGGCUCGGGCCGAAGCGCUGGAAAAGUACUUCACAGACGCGGGAAAAGGCCCCGUGCACAUCGUUUCGGAGGCCGAAUGCAUAGCCCGGUCCGGGUACGGUGUGAAGGCGAGCUUCACGGAUACGGGCAAAGAAAAGCAAAUACGUGCCAGCGUUAAGUCGGAAGUUAUGAAACUGUUAAGCAAAACCACUCUCGUCAUUCUCGAUGGAACAAACUACAUUAAAGGCUACCGCUAUGAAAUAUUCUGUGCGACCAAGAGCGCUCGUACGACACAAUGUACAUUGUACUGUGCGCUAACCGUGGAACAGCGGCAGCAACGAAGGGAAGUAAUUAUGAACAAAACUCUCGAAGCUGGAGCGCUCGAUGGUGAUACAUUCGAUGCGCUCUGCCAGCGUUACGAAGAACCACAAGACAACAAUCGUUGGGAUCGUCCAUUGUUCACGGUAUACGCCGAUGAAGAGCCGGAUCUAUCGCAGAUCAGCAAGGCACUGUUUGAGCAAACCCCUCUUCCGCCCAACUUAGCCACGCAAAACAUGCCACUGAGUGCAACCAACUUCUUAUUCGAGCUAGAUAAAUGCACACAAACGAUCAUCGAUCAGAUCGGAGCGGCACGAAAGAUCGGUCUCGAGGGACCCGUGGAGAUACCACAGGCUGGGAUGCGUGCGGAAGUACCUCCGUCGAUGAGCGUCGCUCAGCUAAAUCGGCAUCGGCGACAGUUUCUAAACUAUGUGAAAAUGCACACCAACGUUAGCUCCGACAUUAGCAAAAUACCAGCCAUAUUUGUACAGUUUCUUAAUACAAAUACAAACAACUCUUAAAUUUUGCAAAACCCACUCUCGCCGUUCUUUAUGACUUCCUUGCCAUUGAUGUU
Molecule: messenger RNA, 1146 nt
Organism: Anopheles darlingi
Lineage: Eukaryota; Metazoa; Arthropoda; Insecta; Diptera; Culicidae
Product: protein KTI12 homolog
Exons: 2
Coding region: 233-1093 (286 amino acids)
Source: RefSeq, a predicted model, not a curated record